Molecule: messenger RNA, 1520 nt
Organism: Calliphora vicina (urban bluebottle blowfly)
Lineage: Eukaryota; Metazoa; Arthropoda; Insecta; Diptera; Calliphoridae
Product: arrestin domain-containing protein 17-like
Exons: 5
Coding region: 140-1423 (427 amino acids)
Biological process (GO): protein transport
Cellular component (GO): cytoplasm
Source: RefSeq, a predicted model, not a curated record
UGCUUGUAUUUUGUGACUCUCGUAAAAACAAAAUUUAAUAACUUUAAAGCAUUUAAAAAUCAAAACAAACUCUAAGUACUAAAUGAACCUUUGAAACAAUAACUAUCUAAAAAUUUAAAGCGUUUAAAACGGCUUUGAAAUGGUUGUGACGUGUGAUAUACAAUUUGAAAAUAAUCCAGAAGCCACAUUCUAUGCUGGCCAGGUGAUAACGGGUAAAGUUACCUUACAGGCUGAUAAAAUAAAACAAGUUAAAGCCGUUACUUUAAAAAUAAAUGGCUCGGCGAAAACCAGAUGGUCAGAGAAAGGUUCACAAAAUAAUAGUGAUACCACAUAUUGGGGCCAAGUGGACUAUAUGAAUACGGUGACAUGCUUAUUAGCACCAAAUGCUACUGAUCAAGCGGUUUUAAUAGAACCCGGUAUUCAUACUUUUAGUUUUGCCUGCCAUAUACCUGCUAACUGCCCUUCAUCCUAUGAGAGUAUUCAUGGCCAUAUACGUUAUAUCAUACAGGUUUCACUAGCACGUCCUUGGAAAUUUGAUCAGACUUUCACUAGGGGCUUUACUGUACUCACAAUAAUGAAUUUAAAUUACGACAGUCCUUUGUUAAAGCUACCUGUUAAUACCGAUAUUACCAAAGUUUUCUGCUGCGGUCCUUUCAAAAGUGAUCCCUUACAAUUACAUGUACAAUUGCCACAAACUGGUUAUGUGCCGGGCCAACUUAUUCCUGUUAGUAUUUUAGUUACAAACGAUACCAAAGCUCGGAUUAAUGAAAUUUGUGUACGCCUGGUUAUGGUGGUUAAUCUGUUCAGUACACAUCCGCUGCAUAAGAGUAAAUCAGAAACGAGAACUGUUUCUAAACUGAUAGGCGAUCCAGUGUUAAGACAUUGUAAAAAACAUUUCAACUAUUUGCUGCCUAUACCUGCCACCCCACCCACCUGCUAUACUUUAUGCAGCAUCAUACAAAUUGCUUAUCGCGUCGAGGUGGAGGCCAAAAUGCAGGGUAUGAUGUUUACCAAUCAAUGUAUUCACACACCCGUUACCAUUGGCAAUGUACCGCUACAAAUGGAUGGUAUGGUGGUGCAACAGCAGCCCAUGUUUAGACAAUUUGAUAUAACGGAAAAUUAUGGCAGUGGUGUGGGCAUAAUAGAAAAUAAUAAUGAUCUUUCUACUAGCAAUAGGAAUAUGGAACCUUGGUCUGCUAUGGGUAAUAUCCCCGCUCCUGUCUACAUGGAAGCUACUCAUAUGCCUCAGGGUAAACUUUCUGAGGAAUCUGCUCAUGAUUAUGGUGAAAAAAAUUUUUCCCCCAAAUAUCCUGUGUUUAAUAUACCAAGUCCUACUAGCCUUCAGCCCUCGAAUGGAGAUGAAACAGAUGGUCCUGUGUGCCCGCCGACGGUCACAGAUCCCGAUAAAACUACUUGGCUGUAAAAUAAAAUCCCCUGUUUUGUUAAUAUUUUUACAUUUAUAAUAAAAAGUUGUUCCCUUCCCAGGAGCAAGAUAUUAAAGUUAUAUUAUUAUUAAUUUA